AUGGCUUUCAAGAAAGGUCCCGCACAAGCUCAGAAGUCUGGCCCGAAAAGUGCCAGUCAGGCUGGAAAGAAGGCACCUCCCACCAAGAAACCGCUGGCAGCGAGUCUGGAUGAUGAUGACGAUGAUUUGGAUGAGGAAGACGACGAUUUUUCUAUGGACGAAGACUCUGAUCUCAGCGGAGCUGAUGAAGACUUAGACAAUGAAGAGCUUGAUGAUGAGGAGCUCGAUGAUGAAGGCCUUGAUGAUGAAGAGCUGGAUGAUGAAGAACUUGACGAGGAGUCUAAAGAUGAGGACGUGCCAGCUCCGAAGGCCACAAAACAAGAAUCUGCUGCAACAAAGGCACAAGGUCAGCAGCAGAAAAGUCCUGUGAAGCAAUCACCACAGACGCCAAAGGAGAAAGUUCCUGUGGUGGCAGCUGUCAAUGGCAAGCGUACGGCAGAGUUUGAUGCAGGAUCCUCUCCGGCAAAGAAAAUUCGAUUAGAAGAUCACAUUCCAGCAUUUUUUGUCCUUGACUAUAAGGAACGAGACUUGCGUGAUGUAAUGCUGACUUCAUUUACUGAUGGGGUCACGAAGGAUGAUAUCAAGAAGCUCUGCAAGAAUGCCCAGCGCGCCCUCAGUUUCAGCCCGACACAUUGGAUAUACGGCGGGUGCCUAAAGCGUCAGUGUCAGGAAGAAAUGCAACAGUCUCGGGAGCAUCUGCAUCACAGGGAGGACGAAGACGACGAGCAUAGCAGGGCCAGUGACGACAGCGUGUACUUAAACAAGAAUAAGCUGGCUGCCCUAUUCCCCACAGGCGAAGUGCUCAAGGUGCAGAAGGAUGGCUAUGCCCAGCACAACACUCCGCUGGACAGUUACUUCAAGUGUAUCAGUGCUUCUACGAAAAACAUCCAGUUUUUCAUCCAGAGACAUGUGCUUCCAUUUGGCACUUAUGACAACAAGAAUUCAGUUGUAUAUGCUAAGAUUGUGCGGCUAUCAGGGGCGUAG
This is a messenger RNA of Rhipicephalus sanguineus (brown dog tick), 984 nucleotides long. RefSeq lists its product as uncharacterized. The coding region runs from base 1 to 984 and encodes 327 amino acids. Lineage: Eukaryota; Metazoa; Arthropoda; Arachnida; Ixodida; Ixodidae. The transcript is spliced from 3 exons. The record is from RefSeq and is a predicted model, not a curated record.